This is a messenger RNA of Eucalyptus grandis, 2578 nucleotides long. Its product is annotated as RING-H2 finger protein ATL13. The transcript has 2 exons. Lineage: Eukaryota; Viridiplantae; Streptophyta; Magnoliopsida; Myrtales; Myrtaceae. The coding region runs from base 850 to 2313 and encodes 487 amino acids. The record is from RefSeq and is a predicted model, not a curated record.
AAAGCAAGCAGAAAAAUCUAUGGAAAAAGGUCGAAAAGAAGACUCCAAAAAAGAUGAAAAGCAAAAGAGGCUUUUCUCUUCUUUUAAAAAUGUGUCUCCUGAUAGAAAGCAUCCGAUGCUUCCACUCCCACCAGUUCCAGAUCUCCCUCUCUCUAUCUAGAACCCAAGCAGAGAGAGAGAGAGAGAUUUGACUUUCCAACCGUGUUUCUUGUCCUACCUAAAUAUACUACCACAUCAGAGUUGGAAUAGAAGGAGCUUUGGGAUUUGAUCAGAGGCGCCCAAGCGCUGAGGACGGCAAACGUAAAGAAAAGCGAGCAGGGUUUUUCCCUUGGAAGUCAACCCUGAGCAAGAUCCCUUGCCCUUGCAUUUGCAUUUGAUGAAAAUCCCCAUAAAGUCAUUUCCCAGAAAUUUAAUAUGCUUAUAAAGAUUUCAUCUAGAAAAGGAGCUAUAUAAAGGGCAACAGCCAAGAAAAAUCUCCCUCAUUUAUUCUCUGCUGUUUUUGUAGAUUUUUGGUCACUCUUUUUGAAAUCUCCCCUCCCUGUCACCAUUUAUUUCUUCCACUUCUCCCCCACAUUUAUUUCUCUCUCUCUCUCUCUCUCCUCUCUCUCUCUCUCUUUCUUAUUUGACUUGCAGGUCUUCCCCCCCGGGAGAGGUAAAUCACGGAGAGUCAGCCUCACAAGCCCUCCUCAUUUCUUCCAUGUCCACACAAGCGCAAAGACCCUUUUUUAGAGAGAUAGAGGGGGAGAGAAAAAAGACUCCCUUUUUUCCUUUGCCAAUUUUCAUUAGAUUUUCCCAGCAGUUUUGAUGGGAAUCUAGAAAUUUUCUUGGAAAGUUUUACCUUAAGAAAUCAUGGAUUGGGUACUCCAUGAAUCAUCAUCAUCAUCUUCUUCUUCCCCUCAACGGGCCUACUCUCUUCUCCAGCAGCCACCGCCGCUGCCUCAUGACCUGAGCUCGAGCAACAGAGUCAGCCCAAGCAUCCUCCUGAUCAUCAUCAUCCUCGCCGUCAUCUUCUUCUUGUCCGGCCUCCUUCACCUCCUGGUGAGGUUCCUCAUGCGGCCACCGAGUACGCUCAGGGACCCGGAGGACCCGGACGACGUCACCGCCCUUCAAGGCCAGCUCCAGCAGCUCUUCCACCUCCACGACGCAGGGGUCGACCAGUCCUUCAUCGACACCCUCCCUGUCUUCUUCUACAAAGCCAUCAUCGGGCUCAAGAACCCCUUCGACUGUGCAGUGUGCCUCUGUGAGUUUGAGCCUGAGGACAAGCUGAGACUGCUCCCCAAGUGUAGCCAUGCCUUUCACAUGGAGUGCAUAGACACAUGGCUCUUGUCCCACUCCACUUGCCCUCUGUGCAGGGGCAAUCUGCUGUCUGAUUUCUCUCCCGCUCACAUUGGUUCCCCCAUUGUUCUCCUUCUUGAAUCCGGGAGUGAGAGCUCGAGGGAGCUCGGCCGUGCGAAUUCCGGCCUUGGAAGGGCUAAUUCGGCGUUGAGGACCGAUUCCCAUCUGGGUUUUCGUGGAGGGUCUGAAUUGGGCUCGGUCCGCUUUGAAUUGCCGCAGAAAUCGGGCGAAUUCGACUCGAAGGACGAAGAGGGCCUAUCGGUGGUGGCAGGUUCGGGCGAGCGGGUCGUGCCGGUGAAGCUUGGGAAGUUCAGGAAUGUGGAGGGUGGUGAAGGGAGUAGCAGUAGCAUAAGCAGCAAUGUGGACUCUAGGAGGUGCUUCUCCAUGGGAUCCUUUGCUUACGUGAUGGAUGAGGCUUCCACAUUGCGAGUGCCGAUCACGACCCCGAAGAAGAAGCAGCCCAGCAAGAAGUCUCACUUGCCGCUGACUCCAGGGCACCGGAUGGCCAUGUCGGAAUGCGGGUCCGAGUCAAGGAGAGAGUUCAUUGGCCUUGAAGCGAUCAAGAAUUUGAACUCUAAUGGCAAAGUUAAUAAUCCUCAAGAGAGGAAUGAGAACGAUGGCUCGAGCAUCCGGAAAGAGAGCUUCUCCAUAUCGAAGAUUUGGCUACGAGGGAAGAGGGAGAAGGCGGACCAUCCGGGGGCUGAGGAUUCGUCGAGGCGGGCAGUCUCUUUCCGGUUUCCGAUUAACCGGAAUGUGGUGGUGGGUGGGAGUGAUGCCAAAGACAAAAAAGAAACUGGGGCUGAAAUUGGGAGGUGGGAAAAUGGAGGGAGUGAGUUGGGCCAUGAUGAGGAGAUCGAGAGCUGCAACAGUUUGGAUUCUUUGGCUCACAAUCCACCAUCUUUCACAAGGAGGACUCUGCUUUGGCUCAUGGGAAGGCAGAACAAGGUUGGACACUCAUCUUCCUCGCAAGACGUCUAGUCUGCUUGCAAAUUCCCCAUUCAAACUUUUCUGAUCUUUUAGCUCUUUUUCUUUUUUUUCUUUGCUUCACUUUUGAUCUCUUCAUUGUGGGAGGCUGAAAAACUGGAAUUUGUCUCAAAAGAGCUAAACAGAAGAAGAAGAAGAAGAAGAAGAACGUUCCAUUAAAAAAACCUAAAUACAGAGUUUAGAGUUUCGCUUCAAACAGGGUGUUUGUCAGGCUAUAUGAUUCGUUUCAAAUCCUUUGCUUUUUGAUUCCUCUGCUCUA